ACAGACAUAAAUUAAACAUACACCCAAAUCCGUUGUUUCACUCAAUUUUAUCGCUCUUAUCUCUUCUCUAAUGGCGUCUUCUCAACAACCAAAUCUUGAAACACCGAUCAAAAUCCAACCCGACCACCAAGAAACCACCGUUUUAACCCCUGUAUCUCCGCCUCGACCGCUCCUGGAAUCUUGCCGGAGUCAUGAAUCUCCUCCUCCUUCUGCUCGAGUCUCCUCCUCCACCAACGAGCCAAUGAAGAAAAUCGGAACCCCGGAUCGUCUAAAAGUUCCUAUAGCUUUCAAGUACCCGGAGAGGUACAGAAGCCCAACUGAUGCAAUGAUGUCUCCAGUUACUAAAGGUCUUCUCGCAAGGACCAGAAAAGCUUCCGGUUCUCUUAUCCCACCUAGCUUUAACCAAACCAAGAUUCAAGAACUACGCAAACCGGAAUCUGGUUUAUCAUCUGUCAGUUGCUGAAGAAGACAUCGCAAGUUUCGUGGCUUGAACGGAAUACAUUGUUCUUGGCUGAUGUACCUUUUUUAUCUUAUGUUCUCAAACGUUGAGGUUAAUGUAUUUCUUGAUUAUUAUGUUCGCAGUUCGCGUUUUAUAAAAAGAAAAUAUUAAUCAA
Camelina sativa (false flax) is the source of this 614-nucleotide messenger RNA. RefSeq lists its product as uncharacterized. NCBI's taxonomy places the organism in Eukaryota, Viridiplantae, Streptophyta, Magnoliopsida, Brassicales, Brassicaceae. The record is from RefSeq and is a predicted model, not a curated record.